GCAGUAUGUUGUGCCGGGCGGCGUGCAGCACCAGCAGGAAGCUGGUACCGGCGUUGGGAGCUCUGGGCUCCAGGCAGAAGCACAGCCUGCCUGACUUGCCUUAUGAUUACGGCGCCCUGGAGCCUCACAUCAACGCCCAGAUCAUGCAGCUGCACCACAGCAAACACCACGCCGCGUAUGUCAACAACUUAAACGUCACCGAGGAGAAGUAUAAAGAGGCCCUGGCAAAGGGUGAUGUGACAACACAGGUCGCGCUCCAGCCUGCACUGAAGUUCAAUGGUGGCGGUCACAUCAAUCACACCAUUUUCUGGACCAACCUGAGCCCGAAUGGUGGUGGAGAGCCCACAGGGGAGCUGCUGGAGGCCAUCAAAUGUGACUUUGGUUCCUUUGACAAGUUUAAGGAGAAGUUGACUGCUAUGUCUGUUGGUGUUCAAGGCUCAGGCUGGGGUUGGCUUGGUUACAAUAAGGAAUGGGGACACUUACAGCUUGCUGCUUGUUCUAAUCAGGACCCACUGCAAGGAACAACAGGUCUCAUUCCACUGCUGGGGAUUGACGUGUGGGAGCAUGCCUACUACCUUCAGUACAAAAAUGUCCGACCUGACUAUCUCAAAGCUAUUUGGAAUGUAAUCAACUGGGAGAAUGUAACUGAAAGAUACAUGGCUUGCAAAAAAUAAAAGAUUAUCCUUACACCAAAUAGGUUUAGCUCUUUGUGACUAUUUUUGUAGUAGUAUAGAGUAUUCCAGUGUAUCAAUAAGCUGCUUUAUUGUAGCAUUUCUUAAAUGUUCCUUAUUCAAGUAUUUGAUAAACAGAAAUUAAUGCUAUAAAGAUUUUAUUGUUUUAAAAUUUUGUUAAGGCAACUGUGGAAAUACUGAAUGCUUUGUGCAAUU
Molecule: messenger RNA, 887 nt
Organism: Orycteropus afer afer
Lineage: Eukaryota; Metazoa; Chordata; Mammalia; Tubulidentata; Orycteropodidae
Gene: SOD2
Product: superoxide dismutase 2
Biological process (GO): superoxide metabolic process
Cellular component (GO): mitochondrion
Molecular function (GO): superoxide dismutase activity; metal ion binding
Source: RefSeq, a predicted model, not a curated record